Messenger RNA from Anoplopoma fimbria (sablefish), 2241 nucleotides. RefSeq lists its product as uncharacterized. Bases 1 to 1986 code for a protein of 661 amino acids. Gene Ontology annotation, biological process: regulation of transcription by RNA polymerase II. The transcript has 5 exons. Lineage: Eukaryota; Metazoa; Chordata; Actinopteri; Perciformes; Anoplopomatidae. Gene Ontology annotation, molecular function: RNA polymerase II cis-regulatory region sequence-specific DNA binding; DNA-binding transcription factor activity. The record is from RefSeq and is a predicted model, not a curated record.
AUGUCAGGUGGGAGGGUGUUCCAGAGGUGGGGGGCAGAUCUGCUGAAGGCUCUGGACCCCAUGGAGUUCACAGAUGUAUGGAGGGGCGAGGUUGUGGAGGGCCUUGAAGGUGAGGAGCAGAAUCUUGAAGUGGAUGCGGGUUUUGACCGGGAGCCAGUGAAGCUGCUGAAGGACAGGGGACGUGGCGGGUCCGAUGAGUUCUCCACCGCAGAGCGAGGCCCCGUGAGCCGGACCGCAGGUACCGACAGGUACCGACGGGUACCGACAGGGACGACGAGGCCCGCAGGUAACGCAGGCUGGUCCCAGUCAGGUGUGGGUGGUGACAUCAGCAGAGAACGUUAUUGGAUACCCAGAGGACACGCCCCCUACCCCCCAUCCCCCCCCUCAGGACAGGUAGAUUUCUUCAGAGGAGGGAGGAAGCAUCGGCGAUACAUCUUGGCGCUGAACCAGAGAGAGGCGAGGAGGGUUAGCUCCGCCCCUCACCAUGACAGACUUGGAGGCCGCGUGUUUGAGUCUCGGCCUGCCCCCGAGUGCGGCUCCCCUCCCCCCCCUCUGGACUCCUCCCUGCAGGCGGACUGCAGCUCGCUGGCGGCGGAGAUUGCCGAGCCGCUGGUGAUGCUGCCGUGUGUGAAGAGCGAGCCGGAGGACGGGGACCUGGAGCCCGUCAGGACUGUGGACCUGUCCGAGAUCCAGCCGCUGUCCACCGCCGAGCUGGGCCAGGACCAGAUCAAGAUGGAGAUCAGCGGCCUCGACUACAUCAAAUCAGAGCAUCACCACGGAGACCACCACCUGGACCACUUCCACCACGGCGACGCCACAGAGCUGGACUACAAGUCGCACUACGAGCCAAGCUCCGUGUUCGACUACAUCACCCAGGUGACGGACACUCUGGAGUACAUAAAGUCGGACCACCAUGUGGACCUGCAGUGUUACUACACCACCGAGCUGAGCGCUCUGAAGUGUGAAUACCCAGAAUCCAACACCAUGUCGUCCCACCUGCAGCCCAACAGCCUGGAGUCCAUCCACAUGGCCGAGCUCCGCACCGAGCUCAACAAGCUGCGGCCCGACGCCCUGCUGAUGGACGGCAUGGGCAAACUGGACCCUGAGUUCGGAGGGGGGGCGCUGUACGAGGCGGCGCCGGGCGAGGAGGGGAAGGCGGAGUCGGCGGGAGGAGGAGGUUCUGGUCCAGGGAGCAAAACCCAGAGCCCGACAGCGAGGAAGCCCCGCAACAUGCAGGGGGAGAAACCCUUCUCCUGCACGCAGUGCGGCAAGAGCUUCAGCACGCUGGGGAACCUGAAGACGCACCAGCGCAUCCACACCGGGGAGCGGCCCUACAGCUGCUCGCAGUGCGGCAAGAGCUUCGGCCAGGCCGGGAACCUGAAGCGCCACCAGCUGAUCCACACGGGCCAGAAGCCCUACGUCUGCGCCCACUGCCCCAAAGGCUUCACCAAGGCCGACGACCUGCGCUCGCACCAGCGGCUGCACACCGGCGAGCGGCCCUUCAUCUGCCUCACCUGCGGCAAGAGCUUCGGCCAAUCCAAGGAGCUGAAGGCUCACCAGCUGAGCCACACCGGGGAGAGGCCCUUCUGCUGCCAGCACUGCGGCAAGAGCUUCACCAAGGAGUCCGGCUACAGGAACCACGUUCAGAUCCACACGGGGGAGAAGCCCUUCACCUGCUCGCAGUGCGGCAAGACUUUCAGCAACUCUGGCGUUCUCAAAACCCACGAGAAGAUCCACUCCGGCGAGCGGCCGUUUGGCUGCACGCAGUGCGGGAAGAGCUUCGGCCGCCUCGGACACCUGAAGGCCCACCAGCAGAUCCACACGGGGGAGCGGCCCUACGCCUGCCCGCACUGCGGCAAGACUUUCAGCCAGUCGGGUCACCUCAAAGCUCACGAGCUGAUCCACAAGAGAGAGCGGGGAGACACGGCCAGCUCCUCCUCCUCUAGCUCCUCCUCCUCCAGCAGCGUGGGCAGCGACAGCAGCUAAAAGAAACUCCUCCUUUAAACCUCUCGGAUAAACAAAGUAUUAUUCCUCUUUUUUAUAAAUCCUAUAUAUAUAAAAGCUCUUUCCUUUUCUUACAUUUUCAUACCUUUUGUGCUCUUUUGCAUCGUAUAUGUUUGCAGGGUGACUCGACUCAUUUGCUCUUAUGCAAGUGUGUGUGUGUGUGUGUGUGUGUGUGUGUGUGUGUGUGUGUGUGUGUGUGUGUGUGUGUGUGUGUGUGUGUGUGUGUGUGUGUGUGUG